UGUCAGUGUAAGCUUGAAUUGUGCCCACACCGAAUAGGCCAAAAUGUAGCCCUUGGAAAUCUCUAUCGAAUGCGUAUGAUGCGAAUUUUCUGUCGUUAUUUGCGUGUUUUCAGUAAUGCUUUUUGUAAAAGCCCAGUGACCGUUUUUACAGCUUUUUCAACGUGCAUUUUGGAGCUGUUUGUAAAAUGAACAGUGCUCACUCAGAAAAGAACGAAUCACGCUCAUUCUUGCGUCAUUUUGAAGAGAAACGUUUUAACUAUUUGAUUCGCGUGCGAAAUGUCUGAUGACGCUUCCCUGAAAAUAAUCGAAACGCCGAAACUACCAUGUUGUUCAUUUUUGGCUGCCAAUUAUUAACUAAACGUUUUCACCACAUCGAACAGAUGGGGAUUAAACGAAUCUUGUCCCAGCUCAUAGAGGAUAUCUAAAUAUGCCAAGAAACGGCAUGAGAUCUUUUUUCUAUCACUUUUGACAUGGAUUUCAAAAUUCAAAAUGGUCGUCGGAAAAUUUUUUAUUUUUUGAAAGUUGUGGGGCAUUUCGAUUUCUGUUCAAUUAAGACGGAAUCACAAGUCUCAGGAUCAGCUCCUAUNACCAUUUUGUAGAGAAUUAAAUGGUGAAUCUUUUGCAAAAAGCAGCUGAAUUUUAUUAUGUAUGUUUCAUAUAAAUAACCUCAGUUUACAGAGAGGGGUCGAAACUUAUGAAACACCCUUUAUGAUGUCAAAUAUCAAGUAUGAGAUACUGUUUCCUGAUGCGAACAAAAAGCAGGCAUCUUUAGCGGAAGCUAAACUUUUAUUCGCCGGUAUAAUUGAUAAUAAAAGAUAUUGGGGAUCAUCUUGUGUCACUGAUUUUCAUCGUGUCAUCCGCCAAGCAAAAAUACAUAGCAACUACCGCCAGGAUGCAACCGAAUUGCAUAUGAAUGAGUUUGGUAUGCUCGUGGAACAAAUUGCAAGUAAGUCUUUUUAUACUAUAAAAGUUAAUUGUAAAUUUUUCCAGUAUACAUCUGCAAGUGACAGCGGUGGUGCAAUGGCUGUAGCUCGUGACGAUACUACAGCAACAACAAGUAAGGUUCAGCUUCUGAUGGAUUUUGGUAGAAAGACGCCAGAAAAAGAAACAUUUAUAUCGAUCGAUAGUGCGUUUGAAGGUGGAUGGUAUGUUAAACGUUGA
Messenger RNA from Didymodactylos carnosus, 1161 nucleotides. Lineage: Eukaryota; Metazoa; Rotifera; Eurotatoria; Philodinida; Philodinidae. The record is from the annotation of a GenBank genome assembly.